This is a messenger RNA of Chaetura pelagica (chimney swift), 2820 nucleotides long. RefSeq names its product adenosine deaminase, RNA-specific (gene ADAR). Gene Ontology annotation, cellular component: cytoplasm; nucleolus. Gene Ontology annotation, molecular function: double-stranded RNA binding; tRNA-specific adenosine deaminase activity; double-stranded RNA adenosine deaminase activity. Gene Ontology annotation, biological process: RNA processing; adenosine to inosine editing. The transcript is spliced from 14 exons. Lineage: Eukaryota; Metazoa; Chordata; Aves; Apodiformes; Apodidae. The record is from RefSeq and is a predicted model, not a curated record.
AUGGCUGAGACCAAGGACAAAAUCUGCAACUACUUGUUCAGUGUGGCAGAAACAACAGCGCUCAACCUUGCCAAAAACAUCGGGUUUUCCAGGGCCAAGGAUGUGAAUGCCUUCCUCAGUGCUCUGGAGAAGCUGGGAGAUGUCCACAAGGAGAACACGACCCCCCCACUGUGGUCCCUGACAGACAGGAAGCGCGAGCGGAUGCAAAUGAGGCUGAAAGCCAGUGCGGUGCUGCAGGCAGCAGAUCCCACUCCUGAGGCAGGUUUUCCACCUUCCUCUGUCCCUGUGUGUCCCCAGGAGAUGCCUGUGGCUUCACCAGCAGCAACAUCAGAAGGAGGUCUGGAAAAUGGGCAGCAGGCAGUGGGGCAGAUGGGGCAGAGCAAUGGUGAGGCAGAAGCAGCCCUGCUCGAGGACAUUAAGCCAGAAUUCUCCAGUUUGAGUAAUUAUGAUAACUCAAAAAAUGGUGAGUGGGCCACAGAUGAUAUCCCAGACAACCUGAACGCCAUCAACAAGCAGCCCCAUGAGUCGGAAUCCAUCAUGAAUUCCCAGUCUUCCCCCAGUUACGCUGCCCAGUUUGAAGCUCCUUUCCCAUGCACACCAGUAGAGAAACUCCUGGCUUGUCAGGAGAAGAACCCGGUGAGCGGCCUCACCGAGUACUCCCAGUUCACCUGCCAGCAGUGUGAGUUUGCCAUGUUGGAGCAGAGUGGACCAUCUCACGAGCCACGCUUCAAGUUCCAGGCAGUGAUCAAUGGGCGCCGAUUCCCACCAGCAGAAGCAGGGAGCAAAAAACUGGCUAAGCAGGAGGCAGCAGCCAAUGCCAUGAAGGUCCUGAUGAGUGAAGCAGAGAAUGGAGGACAUAGUGGGAUUAAAUGUGAAGACCAAUCUUCUUUCCACAGCUGUGAACCGGACCUGCCUUCACACCCAGAGCCAGAGCCACCCUCAGCUCCAGCUCCUCUCGACCUGCUUUCUGGGAAACACCCUAUCAGCUUGUUAACAGAGUAUGGACAGAAAUCAGGGAACACAAUUGAAUUCCAGCUGCUCUCUCAGGAAGGCCCACCCCACGAUCCCAGGUUCAGCUACUGUGUGAAAAUGGGUGACCAAAUUUUCCCUGCUGUGGUAGGAAACAACAAGAAGGGAGCAAAGCAAAUGGCAGCAGAAGUUGCUGUGAAGAUCCUUUCUGGAGAGUCUGUACCUCAUGUCUUGCCUGAACAGGUACAAAGAGCUUCUUUGUAAGACUCAAAUGAAUCCAAGGUGGCAAAAGCAAAGGGUGUUGGGGAGCUCAUCAAAUACCUGAAUGUCAACCCUGUCAGUGGCCUGCUGGAAUACGCCCGCUCCAAUGGCUUUGCUGCAGAGUUCAAACUCAUUGACCAGUCAGGACCUCCCCAUGACCCUAAGUUUGUCUACCAGGCAAAGGUUGGAGGCCGUUGGUUCCCUGCUGUGACUGCACACAGUAAGAAGCAGGGCAAGCAGGAGGCAGCUGACGCCGCGCUGCGGGUCCUGAUUGGGGAGACAGAGAAGAUGGAGCGCAUGGAAGGGCUGAAUGUCCCCGAGGUCCAUUCCUACCCAAACCAUUCUAUGAUUCUCCGAUUCUUGAGCCCUUCUGACCUCCCGGUGUCCCCGCUGCAGCUCCCGGUGCGCGGCAGCACCUUGCACGACCAGCUGGCCAUGCUGAGCCACCAGCGCUUCAACACCCUGACCGCGCGCAUCCAGCACAGCCUGCUGGGCAGGAAGAUCCUGGCUGCCAUCGUCAUGCGGAGGGGCCAGGCUGGCCUGGGAGUGGUGGUCAGCCUUGGAACAGGCAAUCGUUGUGUGAAAGGAGAAGAGCUGAGCUUGAAGGGGGAGACAGUGAAUGACUGUCAUGCAGAAAUCAUUGCUCGAAGAGGUUUUGUGAGGUUUCUCUACAGUGAGUUGAUGAAGUAUGACCCAUCCAACCCUUCUUCUUCAGAACAGAGUAUUUUUGAGCCGGCAGGAGGGAACAGACUAAAAAUAAAGAGCAGUGUUACAUUUCACCUCUACAUCAGCACAGCACCUUGUGGGGAUGGGGCGCUCUUCGAUAAGUCCUGCAGUGACCAGGCCAGUGUGAUGGGACAGACCAAACAUCAGCCCCUCUUUGAGAGCCCCAAACAAGGCAAACUACGGACCAAGGUGGAGAAUGGGGAAGGCACCAUUCCUGUGGAGUCAAGUGACAUUGUGCCCACCUGGGAUGGGAUCCAGCACGGGGAGCGGCUGCGAACCAUGUCCUGCAGCGACAAAAUGCUGCGCUGGAAUGUGCUGGGCCUGCAAGGGGCUUUGCUCUCACACUUCAUAGAGCCUGUUUAUCUCAGCUCUGUCACGCUUGGUUACUUGUACAGCCAGGGCCAUUUAACACGUGCCAUCUGCUGCCGCGUGGCGAGAGGUGGGAAUGCGCUGCAGAAAAAGCUCCAGGCUCCAUAUCACAUUAACCAUCCUGAGGUCGGGCGGGUCAGCGUGUACGACUCGGCGCGGCAGACGGGCAAGACGAAGGAGUCUUCAGUGAACUGGUGUCUUGCUGAUGAAAGCGAAGUGGAAGUCUUGGAUGGCACAAAAGGGAAAGUAGAUGGCCCAAAGCUGGAGGUGUCUCGUGUGUCCAAGAGGAAAAUGUUCGCCCUGUUCCAGCAGUUGUGUGCCAAGAACAACUGCACAGACCUGCAGCACCUCUCAGUGUACUCGGAUGCUAAGGAGGCAGCCAGGAUGUACCAGGAGGCCAAGCAGAACUUCUUCAGUAGCCUGGAAGAGCUGGGCUACGGCAGCUGGAUCCGCAAACCUCAAGAGGAAGAUAAUUUCUCCAUCCCUGAUGCAUAA